AUGGAUGGGGAAUUAAAUGUAACAUAUAUAACUCUAGGCAGCCAUGUGGAAUUGUACAAAUACAAAUAUCUUCAUUUCAUCAUGUUUACAGUGUAUUUUGUAAUAAUCUGCUGUAAUUCUAUGAUUGUGUGUCUGAUCUGCAUUCACAAAAACCUCCAUGAGCCAAUGUACAUUUUCAUUGCAGCUCUGUUAUUCAAUUCAGUUCUUUUUAGUUCUGUUCUCUACCCAAAGCUUUUAAUUGAUUUUGUUUCUGAAAAACAGAUCAUUUCAUAUUCAGGCUGUUGGUCUCAGUUUUUUCUGUUUUACUCUAUAGGAUGUUCAGAAAUUUUCCUCUUAGCAGCCAUGGCUUAUGACAGGUAUGUGUCUAUAUGUAAACCUCUGCAAUAUCACACCAUCGUGACAAAAACAAACAUCAUUAUCGCUCUGUUUGUAGCUUGGUUUGUGCCAGCAUGUCAUAUGGCAGCAGAAGCUUUCAUGUUGUUGAUCUUUGCAAUUUUCCCCGUGUUAUUCAUACUUUUUACAUAUGCAAGGAUUCUUUACCAAAGUAGUGCAGACGUGAGGAAAAAAGCUGCAGAGACCUGUUUACCCCACCUGCUGGUUUUAAUCAGCUUUUUAUGUUUGACUAUAUAUGAUGUCAUUGUUGUUCGAGUGGAAUCAAAUAUUCCAAAAACUGUUCGUUUAAUAAUGACUUUACAAGUUAUUGUGUAUCAUCCUCUCUUUAAUCCACUGAUAUAUGGACUCAAAAUGAAAGAAAUUUCAAAACAGUUUGAGUUGUUCUGA
Molecule: messenger RNA, 780 nt
Organism: Thalassophryne amazonica
Lineage: Eukaryota; Metazoa; Chordata; Actinopteri; Batrachoidiformes; Batrachoididae
Product: olfactory receptor 11G2-like
Biological process (GO): G protein-coupled receptor signaling pathway
Cellular component (GO): membrane
Molecular function (GO): olfactory receptor activity; G protein-coupled receptor activity
Source: RefSeq, a predicted model, not a curated record